CUGGCGGCGCGCAGGGAGCUCCCACUCACACCUCCCCGUGGUAUAAAACCCCGGCACGCCGCAGCCCGCGCAGACCCAGGAGAGCCCGUGGAGCAGGACGGCCAGGAGCUCACCGAUGUGGAGCGGGCCAUCGAGACUGUCAUCAACCAGUUCCACUGCUACGCAGUGAAGGGGCAGAAGGAGUACCUGACGCCUAAUGAGAUGCAGGAGCUGGUGGUACAGAAGCUGCCCCACCUGGGGAAGUGUGUUGGACCACUGGACGAGAAGAUCGAAUGCAUGGGAGACCCUGACGAGGCCAAGCUGGAGUUCGGAGAGUACUGGGACAUGAUGGGGGACGCGGCCAAGGGCUGCCGGAGGAAGUAG
Leptosomus discolor (cuckoo roller) is the source of this 363-nucleotide messenger RNA. The record is from RefSeq and is a predicted model, not a curated record. NCBI's taxonomy places the organism in Eukaryota, Metazoa, Chordata, Aves, Leptosomiformes, Leptosomidae.